Esox lucius (northern pike) is the source of this 2444-nucleotide messenger RNA. RefSeq names its product mitochondrial tRNA translation optimization 1 (gene mto1). The transcript has 13 exons. Bases 200 to 2221 code for a protein of 673 amino acids. Gene Ontology annotation, cellular component: cytosol. Gene Ontology annotation, biological process: tRNA wobble uridine modification; tRNA methylation. The record is from RefSeq and is a predicted model, not a curated record. NCBI's taxonomy places the organism in Eukaryota, Metazoa, Chordata, Actinopteri, Esociformes, Esocidae. Gene Ontology annotation, molecular function: flavin adenine dinucleotide binding.
AAAUGCCGUGUUUUAAGGAGAACCAUUUGUUACCACAAUGGCGGCCCCCUGUAUACACGAUUAGAUGAAAUGCUAAGCUACUUGUUAUCAAUUUACGUGUGGUGCUGAUACUUUUGAAAGCCUGUAUGAUUGAAAACGGUUAAAGGGACCAUAUUAUUCACAUAUGCUAUACGUUUAAUAGCUGCCAUGACGCUUUGACAUGUUGGCCAGGAAACUCCCCCUCAUUCUACACAACUUACCGUGGUCAGUGUCCUCUCGGGCUGGCAGUGACCUUGCCAGGCGCCACUAUGAUGUCAUCGUGGUGGGAGGAGGUCAUGCGGGAACAGAGGCAGCGGCCGCUGCAGCCAGAGUUGGAGCAGAGACCCUGCUUAUCACCCAGAAAAUUGCGACUAUCGGGGCCCUCUCCUGUAAUCCCUCUCUCGGUGGUGUGGGGAAGGGCCAUCUGGUGAGAGAGUUGGAUGCUCUGGACGGCCUGUGUGGUCGAGCAGGCGAUUGGGCCGGGGUCCACUUCUCCAUCCUAAACCGCAGCAAAGGGCCCGCUGUUUGGGGCCCCCGUGCACAGCUGGACCGGGAACGCUACCGCCAGUUCAUCCAGUCAGAGCUGUUGUCCACUCCCAGACUGACAGUGUUGGAGGGAUCAGUAGAGGAGCUGCUGGUGUCACAAUCCAACCCAAAUGAGCCUGGACACCACAGAGUCACUGGGAUAUGUCUAGUGAAUGGAAGCCAGCCCAUCUUGUCCAGCUCAGUUGUACUUACAACUGGCACUUUUUUGUCUGGCUCUCUCUUCAUGGGCCAGACCACCACUCCCGGGGGCAGGAUUGGGGAUGCCCCUUCCUGUUCUGGACUGUCCCACACACUCAGAGAGACAUUGGGGUUAAGGGUGGGUCGGCUUAAGACUGGCACGCCCCCUCGGAUAGUGAAGGAGUCUGUGGAGCUGUCAUUGGUUCAGAUCCAAACUCCAGACAAAGAGCCCACUCCCUUCAGUUUCCUCAACACGCACACCCACUGCAAGCCAGAAGAGCAACUCCCUUGUUAUCUGACCCACACCACACCUGGAGUGGAGAGAGUGGUCAGGGAGAGUCUCCACCUCAACUGUCACAUACAACAGGACUCCAAAGGUCCAAGAUACUGUCCCUCGAUUGAGUCGAGGGUGCUGCGGUUUCCAGGUCGACAGCACCAGGUGUGGCUGGAGCCGGAGGGGUUGACCUCUGACCUAUUGUACCCACAGGGCCUGACUAUGACCAUGCCUCCUGACCUUCAACUCCGCCUACUUAGAGAGAUCCCCGCCUUGCACCGAGCUGAAAUCCGUACUCCUGGUUACGGGGUGCAUUAUGACUUUGUUUGCCCAACCCAACUCAACCCAUCUUUGCAGGUGAAGAGCACUCAGGGACUCUUCCUUGCAGGUCAAAUUAACGGUACCACAGGCUAUGAAGAAGCAGCUGCACAGGGCUUGUGGGCAGGGGUGAAUGCUGCUCGGGCAGCCCUCUCCCUGCCCCUUUUGGCACUGUGUCGUACCCAGAGCUACAUCGGGGUGCUGAUUGAUGACCUGGUGGGCCGAGGAGUGACGGAACCUUACCGCAUGUUUACCAGUCGCGCAGAGUUUAGAACCUCCCUCAGGCCUGACAAUGCAGACAUCCGCCUCACCCCCAGAGGGUUUGAGGAGGUGGGCUGCGUGUCGUUGCGGCGAUACAAGGAGGCAGUGAGGGUGAGGGACAGCCUCCAGGAAGGACUGGCGGCUUUGAAGUCAGUGACUCUGUCCUCCACCCGCUGGAGAGAGAAGCUGGGCAACAUCAGUCUGAGUGAGAGCAGAAAUGGCAGCUUGAACGGUUUGGAUCUGCUGCAAUACAAAGAUGUAUCCUUUGAAAUGUUGGCUGCUAUCUUCCCGGAGCACCUUUCACCUUAUCUUGAGUUCUCACAAAGACUCAAUAUUGAAGCUGUCUACAGACCACACUGUGAGAAGCAGAGUCGAGAAAUUGAGAGAGUACAGGAGGAGGAAAGUCUGUCUCUCCCCCCGGACAUGGACUACCUCUCCUUACCCACAUCUCUAUCCAGUGAGGUCCGAGAAUUACUGGACAGAGUCAGGCCCAACACUCUGGGCGCGGCUACCCGCAUACCAGGGAUGACACCAGCUGCGAUCGUCCACCUUCUCCACUACGUCCUCAGGACUGCGCAGAGGAACCAACACACAGGGCAGAGAGUGAAAGCUGCGUGCAAACCAUGAACCAAUAUCACAGUGAAAUAAUGUAUGACAGCUGAAACUGUAUUCUAAAAAGUACAAAUAAAUGAUCAUGUUGUAAUAACUCUUUUAAUUUUGGUGUAAAAUGUUGAGUUACUUGAGAAUUUAAAAAUUCUGUAAAAAAAUAAUUCACUGUGGUCAUAUUUGCUCUACAAUGCCCCAAAAAAUGCAAUAAACAAACUAUCAUGCAGGCUGAACUGACAAUGUC